Molecule: messenger RNA, 657 nt
Organism: Entrophospora sp. SA101
Lineage: Eukaryota; Fungi; Glomeromycota; Glomeromycetes; Entrophosporales; Entrophosporaceae
Source: the annotation of a GenBank genome assembly
AUGAGCGAGUGGAUUGAUGAAGCAAUUAAAAAUAGACAUUUGACAUUUCAUCAAUAUAAAGUAUUUAGUGAUGUUCAUGAAAUUGGGAGUGGUUCAUUUGGAACAGUUUAUAAAGCAUAUAAUUCUAACCAUGAGAAACACAUGCUUCAACUACAUCGACAAGUUGAAAUGCAUAAGAAUAUUAUAAGUUUCUAUGGCAUAACCAAAAAUGUAGCAGAGAUUUUAGGAACAAUUGACAUUGAAAACAUAAAACAAAAGAUUACUUUAGAGAGUAAUUUAAUGAAAAAUAUUGAAAAUUUAUCAUCAAAUGCUUUAAAUAAUUCUAAUGUGGAAGUGAAUGAUAUUAAUUUGGAAACAAAUUAUUCUUAUUUUCAAGUUACCAGUACAAUGGAAAAAGAUGUUUCAAAGAUUUCUCAAUUAAUUUUAUCAAUAAUGGGAAGAGAUAAAAAUCAAAUAUUAAUGUAUUGUUCUGGAGAUGGACAAAAAUGGGAUGGUCCUUAUUCUUUUUUUGAUUUUAAUCUAUCAAGUAUUAGUUCAGUAGCUACAAUAACAAAUUUCAAUAUGAUUGUAGCUGGAUUAGCUUUACUUGAGCUUGCAAAGGUUCUUGAAGUGAAUUCUCUACGAAAAGCUUUGGAAUUUGCAGCAAGUAUAUACUGA